GUGUACAAACACAAAUCUAUUUUUAGAAUCAAUAGUAUAGUAUUAUUGUACAGUGAAUGAACAGAAUUUUCCCAUUGGAAAUUAUCUAAUAUUUAUAAGCAAAGUUGUUCUUUAAACAAAUGAAAUCUUCCAUUUUGGAUUUAUUUUAGGAAUUGAAUCAAGGAGAACUGCGGAGAGACAGACACGUUCAAGACGUCACAUCUGCUACACUAAUUUAUUAAAUCAAUCUAAACAGCCUAAAAUACUACAAACAUAAAAUUGAUAGGUAUGGCGGAGUUCGAUUCUUUAAGCUUUGCUCUUCUCAUACCAUUUGCGAUAUGUUUUGCUCUAGUAUUCAUAGUGUGUUGUUUCGCCGAUGAAAUAAAAGACAUUUGUCGAAUGCCAAGUCCGCUUCCCAAUAGCUAUUUAGGAGUGGAUAGAUCGCGAACUAAUAGACGAGUUAGCAGAAAUCAGAGAAGAGUAAGUCGGCCUCAAAAUGAAGAAGUCAGAAAUCUCAUUCUAAGUGAGGAAGGUAGAAGCCGAAAUGUUUCUGAAAGCUCAACAGAACAUAAUCAAGUUAAUACACUUCUGGCAAAUUCAAAUAUAAAUAUUGUCAGGCAACCAGGACCCGGUAUACCGCAAGGCGCUAUAGUGUCACCACAAUCAUUGCUACCGAGUGGAUCUGAAAGUCAGACGGUUCCACGGACAAGUGGACAGAUAUUUAGAAUUCCCAGUACAAACUGUAUUGUGUCUAGACCCUCAGUUCACAGCAGCGUUCCAGCACAGGGAUCACAACGUAUAAUCAUACAACCACUUGGACAUUUUGCAGCACGGAAUGGAAACAAGGGAAGUAAUAACUUAAACAGAAAUUUAGCAAUUCACGUUAGUGCAACAAGCAAAGACGUUGGUGCUUGUAUAAAACAACAUGAACUUUCAAACGAGUGUGUGUCAAGGACAAACAAUAAACAAAUGGCAGACACACGUGAGACAGCACCUCAGUUACUUGACAAUUAUCUCACAACUGGCUCCUCACUCACGAAACAAAGUUUGAAAUCCACGAACCAAGAGCCAGUCGAUGGACAGAAUAGUGCAUUAAGGUGAUAUAAUACAGGUUCAUGUAAAUCAAACCUUCAGUAAACAUUCGUAUCUCAGCCUUCAUAGUGAUGACAUCCCCGUGAUGCUUUAUAACCUGCCUGAGAACCGGUGAAGAAUCAGGAAGUUUUCACAUUAUAUGAAUGGACACGUCUCAGGAAGAAGAAGAAAUCAGAAAAAUAACGCUAUAUAAGCAACUCUUACUGGACAGUAUGUUCGAUUUGUUUAGAGCAGUAGAAAUAUUUUUGUUUUCGGACUUAAAAGGCGCCAAACAAUGACAGUGCAUUGCGUUAAUAUAUUCUAAAUUUCAAAAAAAAAAUAUUAUUCAAAUGUUUCAGAACAAUGUUAUAAAGCAAAGGUGUUUCACCAUUGAAAAGUGAAUUUCAAAUAUUUAUAUUUUUUACAAAAUUUUUACAUGUAUUUCAUUAUCUGCAGUGGUGCUUUGUAAGUGAUUUUCUUUUAUCCGUUUUAUAUUUCAAAUUUAGAAAGAAUUAAACGAAUAUGAACAAAUCACUGAUUAAGCUAUAUCUUCUUAGCAAAUUUAUCAAACAUGGAGUUAAAAUUUAGAAAUAAUGUUUCUUUAUUUAUAUAAAAAAAUGAAAACAUAGGUAAAAUAUAGGGUAAAAAUACAGGUCAAAUAAAAGUGGAAAAAGUUAUUGUUAAGAACAAAAUCAUUGUCAGAUCUGUCUAAAAAUGAGAUUCUUAUGCUUUUGAUCAUUUUUGUUUUUGCUUAAAAGUGGAAAUAAUAUUUUCUAGUUCAAGUUGUUGUGCUAUUCGAUGAGUGAUGUUAGAUAUACAUCAUUAUUUAACAUUUUGUAAUGCAUGUACAUUAACAUAUUUAUUACAAUUCCACAAUCAUUUUAUUAAUCAUAAUGUACAUAAAGGCAUGCCAUAAUUAUCAUAAGUGUAUACAAUUCGUAUAAAUAAACUUGUACAUAUGUAAUUCAGUUGAAUAUUGUCAUAAUAAAAAAUAAAAAUUCUGGGAAUAAAAACAGUUUUAAUAGUCAAAAUUAAGUUUAAAAAUAUGAAACAAAAUAGAUUUUUGCAUUUUUAUCUCAAUGUUGAAGAUGUGACAUGUAAAUAACAAACUUUGCGAUUUUUAUGCAUACGCGCUUUCUCAGAAAAAUGAUGUGGCUUUAUUAAAAAGCCAUAAUAAUUUUUAAAUUAUUUUAUUUAGACUUCACAGUAAAUUGUAUAUGUAUAUUUAUGAUUUUCAUGUUUGUUUUUUACUGAAACACUGUAAAAAAGUCCCUUCCUGCCAAUUGCUAAUGUUUUUGCAUGGGCGCGAAGCCUCGUAUAAUGUAUUGCAAACGUUCGCUUUCAACGUCAAUACAAAAUACAUAAUACAACAUUUUGUUGUGUUUAAUAUUAAUGUAUAAUAAAUCUGUGAUAAAGUAUGUUUUUGAAUUUGUAUCUUUGAAUAUGACAGUUAUAAUUAUUUUUAUGAUAUUUUUUUUAUAGGGACACAUAAUUAUGAAUUCAAUUGCAAUAUCUUUGUUAAUACAUUUCUUAAGGAUAUAUUUUGCCCAAAUUUUGAUUUUUUGAGAAAACAACUGAUAAUAACUAUAUAGUAUAUUUUGAAAUGGAAAAUAAUCAUAUUUUGAAUACACACAGAAAAAAUAUGUUACGUUUUGACUCUGCACAAUAUAGGUAUUAGGUAAUCACAGUAUGAUUGCAAUAUGUCAUUAAAAAACUGGCAGUUGUUACAAGGAUAGACCAAUUUAAUUUGACAAGUAAUAGGGAAUAUUACUUCCCAAACAUAGUUUAUACAUUCACUUAUUCAAAAUAAACAUAUUCAGGAAGACUUUACUAGAUUUCAAUAAUUUUCUGCAAUAAAAAUAUUUCCCCAUAGAUGAGCAUAAUAUGUCUGUAAUAUUUUAUUUCCUAUCAAAUCCCGGUUUCACCAUUGGCUCAACAAAGAUGUUUUAUAUGUAUAUGAUAUUAUUACCUGAGUGUAAGGGUUCCGUAGUUUCUCCUAACCAGUGUGGCGUCAAAUGGCCAGCACAUUGAUCAGAUACGCAAUAAAUGCAAAUAUAUUUGUUCUUAGAUUGAAUAAUUUUGUUAUUCAAAAAUUGUUGGUUCAAGAAUUAUAUUGGUUUCCAAACUGAACAGCUAAUAUUAUUAUUGUAACUGCGUAGCAUCUUCUUUAGUAGUAGUAUCUUCUUUCUGAAUUAUGUUUGGAGUAUUUAAUACCAUACAUAACAACAAACCACUAUAGAAUUAUAUAUGGAUAUUUUUUUAGAUACAUGAUCCGAUAUUACUUAUUUAUAUUAAUCAGCUGAUAAUAAAUUGUUCUGGAAAAAUAUUUGUAUUAACCAUAUAAAUGUUCACAUUCAAUUAUUUGGAAUUCCUGCAAAGAACUAUUUUAUGCAAAAUGUAUCUUUGAUUGUAAUAAGAAGAAACUAUGUUUUAUUAAGUCGGCGAAAACAAACGUUCAUAUUUUUGCUUAACUAAUGAUUUGUGAAAUUUAAACAUAACAAUGAAAAACACGAAUUUGUAGUCUUUUAUUGAGAGAAAAAAUGUCUGGUCAAAAAGUCAUGGAUUGAUGUUCUCUUCUUUACAAGGGCAUGUUCUUUCGUUAGUUUGAUAUUUAGCAUUCAGUAUGCCUUUUUGUUAACCUUGAAUUUCAAUAUAGGACGCUAUUAAAUGAUAAGUUUUUAAAGGGUGUAAAGAUAAAUCUAAUGAAUUAUUUUCUAAAGUGUAAAAACGGUUAAGUUUAUGUUAUUUUCUCAAUCUCAUGGUCGAUUAUCAAAAGAAUUGUAAAAUAAAAUGUUUUUGUUACUAAACACACCUGAUUUAAAUUAGGACGGGCAUGAAAAGUUGUUUUUUUGUAAAGGGUAUGAAGCUAUAUCUAAUAAAAUAAUUUUAUAAAGUUUAAAAAUGAUAAGAUUAUGUUGUUUCAAAAAUCUUUUGGUCGAUUCUCAUAUGAAUUGUAACAUAGAAUGUUUCUAUUAUUUAAUACGCAUGAAUAUUUUACUGAAACCAGAAUAAAAUGUUUUGGAACAAAAUGCAAUGCUGCUAUUUUAAGUAGGUCAUCAACCGUUUAGCAGUGAUUUCGUGCAUGAUUAAUUCACUCAAAAGAAAAUAUACCAAUAUAUUUUGGCAUAUAGGAAUGUUAGUGGUUUUUUUAAUUUGAAACAAAAGUUUUGAAAAGUGCCGGCAAUAAAGAUAGAUAUAGUUUUAUACACUUUAAUAUGAUAUAACUUAAACAAUAUGAUUACUGAUAUGAUAUAUAUAAUUAAAGACUUAAAUCACGAGGAUUGCCAUGUAUUUUCACUUUUCUAUUCUAUCUUCAUUUAAAAAUGUAUUAUUAGAAUGUUUGCAUACAUGUUUAUAUUAAGUGUGUUUCGUGCAUUUAUGUUUGCAAGAAAUCAAUGCAAUUUCAUAUAAAUAGAUGCUUUCAUAUGUUAUAUACAUUCAAAAUCCUUGCUCUAUUUCUAAUUACUAAUUUGUCAAUUUCUAUUUUUAGUUAGCAUAACAAGUAAUAUUGCAAUGGUUAAAUAUUUACCAAUAUGCUUUUUAUAUAAUAUGUGUUAUUCGUUGAAUAAUACAAAAACCAAAACAGUUAUCUUAAGCAAGAUAUUAGUUAUAUUUAUAUUUUAACAUAACUGAAUGAAAAGACUAUGAUAAAGAUAUGUAUUACUAUUUAUAUAGAUCUACAUAUAAUAAAUGAUAUUAGACAUUAACAGGGUUAUAGACAGCCCGCAUAUAAUAGGCACAUUAUGCCUCAGAAAUCAUUUACAUUUCUCAAAAAUACUGUUACUUUUCAUAUCUUGUAGCAGUUUCCAAAAAAUAUACUCAUUUGCUAUAUACCUGAACUAUCUUUUGCAACUUUUGCUUUGUGGCAAUUGGUAUAAUUAUAGAGAACUAGUAUUUUGUAUGGAAUUGAAAAUACUUCUUCGUUUACAGUUUGCUACCUUUACGACAAAUAACUGCAUGUUAAGUGCUACGUUUUCAACUUUUCUAUAGUAAAACAUCUAUCGUGCUGUAAAUCCAUUACUUAAACAUUAUUUAACACAUGAUUUGACAUUUCUAAAGAAUUGAAAAAUUAUGGAUUUCUGAUGCAUAAUAUGCCUUUGAUAUUUUAACGGCUUUUUAUAUGUAUAUUGUUUUAACAUGAUUGUAAAUCUCUUACAGUUUUUGUUAUUAAAAUUAUGAACACUGAAA
Ruditapes philippinarum (Manila clam) is the source of this 5238-nucleotide messenger RNA. RefSeq lists its product as uncharacterized. The coding region runs from base 268 to 1080 and encodes 270 amino acids. Lineage: Eukaryota; Metazoa; Mollusca; Bivalvia; Venerida; Veneridae. The transcript is spliced from 2 exons. The record is from RefSeq and is a predicted model, not a curated record.